GCUACUCCUCAAGAGCCUCAUUUCAUCGAAUAGAGCGAGAGCCGGGUGUUUUGCCUAAGAAAAGGAAGGAAACUGCCAAGAUUUGUGUCAUUAAUCCCCCCAUGAGAGAACCCUGAUAGACAUUAGCCAAGAAGACAUUGGGACCUCACCUGCAGCCAAGAAUCUGCACUGUCGAGCGUUGUGGAUUGCAACAGGGAAAUUGGAUCCUAGCAAUGCUAGCAUCUGCAGUUUCCCGACAGCGUGACGCGCCGAACUGUCUGGCUUUGUGUCGUUGGCCUUUUGGCCUCAAGUCUCGUGGCCGGUCCAGCUGAUUGCCAAUGCGGCUGGAUUGGCUAUACCAUCAGCGCCAAGCUCCGCGCCGUCCUUUCGAGUCAAACCUACGCAAAGGUGCUGCGGAAGAGGAUGGUAAAGCCGCCGCAGCCGUCCGAUUCCGAGGCGGAGACCCGCGUACAAGACCACGCCACCGACGGCGCCAUUUUUAACUUCGUGUCGACGGACGUCGACCACCUCAGUUUCAUGAGUGGCAGCGUCUAUCUGGUCCCGGCUGGGUUACCUUCCCGGUGCAGAUCACCAUCGGCACGUCCCUACUCUACCGCGUUCUCGGGAUGAGUGGCGUGAUUGGCGUCGCACUUAUGAUAGCCCUGCUGCCCCUGAAUGUGUGGAUCUCCAUCUAUGCCGCCUCAAUCCCGACCACUACGAGGAAGUCCUCUACGCCGUCGCCCUAGUCCCGGACCUCGCGGCGCUCGCCAACGAAG
This is a messenger RNA of Phialemonium atrogriseum, 755 nucleotides long. RefSeq lists its product as uncharacterized. Lineage: Eukaryota; Fungi; Ascomycota; Sordariomycetes; Cephalothecales; Cephalothecaceae. The record is from RefSeq and is a predicted model, not a curated record. The coding region runs from base 403 to 609 and encodes 68 amino acids. The transcript has a single exon.